GGUUUGACAGAUGUUAUGUCAGAUCAGAUGUUCAAUUUUGAUUUCGAUUUUAGGGAUUGAAAAUUUUAUAACUUAAAAAUGUUCACCAGGAAUUGUUUUAAAUUUACCAGUGUCUCCUCGAGAGCACUUUUAUUUAGAAAGUAUUUGCUUCACGAAAAACGUUUGCCCUCACAAUGUUCUUGCCAAUGCAACUUUAGCAAAGCAAGGUCUAAUGAUACUACAGUAAUAGCUAAAGUUGUCAACACUGCGAAAGAUGUAGGGGCUGGCACUGGAGACAAAGUAAAUUCUGUAUCAUCACAAAUAUUGGGGUCUUCUGAUGAGUUCCUGGAGAAAAUGAUAGCUGGGCUGUCUUCGGACAUUCAUCAGAAGAACAGAGUGUAUAAAAAUGAUUUAGUGAGAGUGAUUGGGAAGGUGAAAGAGUUUAAUUUCUCGAGUAAAAGGCAGGGGCUUUUACUUCUGCAGUGUUGUACUGAGUUGCUGCCUGAUGAGACGGCCGCGACUAGGUUAGCACUAGCGGAGGAGAUCUGGGCAACAAUCAAACCACACACCAAAUUCUUGGUGGAUCACUACAAUGAACUGCUCCGUGUAUACAUAGCCAACAGCAAGAGCGUCCAAGCAAGCACCUUCAUCGGCUCCAUGGCCCCGGUGAUACCGAAUAAUACCACCUAUGAUUUAAUACUGAAAGCACUUGGAGAGGUGGGAGACAUUAACCAAGCCACUGAAGUGUUAGCAAACAUGAAGAGCCAAGGCUUGCCGGCCACGGAGAGUGUUUUCAACUCCCUUAUAUUGUGCCAGGGGAAAGCUGAAAACUACGAAAACGUAAAAGAAAUCCUAACAAUGAUGAAGUCCCUCAAAUUCGAGCACACAGUCGACACCCACACAUCCAUAGCUCGAGCGCUAGCGUUCAACAAGAACGGAGAGCUGCUACUGAAGGAGAUGGAGGUGGCUCAGCAGAACGGGCAGCAGUUUGAGGAGACCCAUAUCAUGGAGAUUGUGAAGACCUUGGCGAAUGGGAAGAUGAUAAAUAUAUAUAAUUUAAUGUUAGUUCCAAAUGUUCUCCGCUACCUACCAGAAGCAACUUUAAAGACUCCAUCAAUAUCCCCAUACAUGCAAAGCGUCUGCACGAUGCUAGUAUACCAGAACCAUCCUCUAGCAGCUUUAGACAUUUACAAAUGUCUUCCGCUACCGUCCUUUGGACCGAAGGAUGACCAAGGAUUGCACGGACGGAGUUUGGUUAGAGACUGUGUUAAAGCUGGUAUUCCAUCAGCAGUAUUAAGCAUAGUGACGGAACAGCUGAUGUCGUCCGGACAAAAUCCUAUAGCCAUACAAAAUGCUGCAGAAUGCGCUCUUCAGCAAGGCAAGGCUGUGCUGGCCCUGGAUCUGUUCGACCGCAUGAAGAAGCAUGGAUUGCCGCUACGACCACACUACUUCUGGCCGAUAUUGCUCCGUACAUCUAAGAACACGGGCGAAAAAGGCAUAAUGAAUACCUUAUCAAAAAUGGUUGAAAUGGACGUGAAACCCGACUACGAGACAAUUUCAACCUACACUCUACCCUACGUCAGUUUCACCUCCGCUCAGAAUCUGAUGAAAAAGUUCCAAGACGCUGGAGUAUCAGUUACUACUGUGCUGACUCCUAUGAUGGAGCAUCUGUUGAAUACGGGGCAAGUCAGAGCUGCUAGCGAGAUAUGCGAACUCUUCAAAGGCAAAGUGGACAUGGACAAGAUCAUCAAACCCCUCAUAAAGGGUUACCACAUGAGCUUGGAUCUAAAGUCCUGUCUCCACAUUCUAGAGGACGGUGUACAAAACGCCUUGGAUAAGAGUAAGGACUGGACGGGACGAUUUUUGUGCACUUUUAUGAAGAAGAAAAACGAGUUUAGUGAUGCUUUCACUUUUGUUAAGGUUCGAAUUAAGAAAACUCCACUAAGGAUAUCCACUUCAGCUGCCGACUACUGUCUUACACACAUACCUGAAUCUGUUAAAGAAGAGACAGCCAGCCAGUUUCGAGAAGCGAUUAUAGCGAUCACGGAUGAGAGAAUGAUCGAUGAAGGGGAACUAUUUGCUCACCAGUUACCACAUCCGAAACACAUGGACGAGGAAGCUCUAAAAGCUCACCUCAACGAGUUAGAAGCUAAAGGCAUGAACACACGAGGCGUGUUACGGCGGUUAUUACAACAGUAUUGUAAAGAAGGCAACUUGAGCGCAGCUAGGGAGAUUAUAGAUAAAUGCCAGAAAGAGGGGAUAUUCCUUUCAGCUGGUAUGAAAGCCAGCAUAUUCGACCUUCACGUCAAAUCCGGCGAGUUAGAACUAGCCGAGCUAGCUUUAGCUGACCUUAACAAGUCGUCCCCCAACUUCACCUUGGACGAGUUCAAGGUCAUCGACUUUGCGACCAUGUGGGUCUGUAGAAAACAGGUCGAAAAGGCUUUUAAUGUUAUAGAGGAACAGAGUAAGAAGAGGUACGGAAACGGUUGUUUAUUAACAACUGUUUUUUUUUUUAACCUGCUCGACGCGACUGCUCCUUAUGUAGUACUUGAAGAUGUCAAACGCAUGCUAGACCUGCUAUCGCGACUGCGGUACUGCCAGCCGACUAACGCCAUGCUAGGACCUGUUGUCAGGUGGCAUCUUAACAGAGACGAUCUCCGCGAAGCCGUCGCUGAAUUCAGCAACCUCGCCCAAAAGUAUAACAAGACCCCUAAACACGAACUUCUAUGCAAAAUAUUAGAAUCUAUAAGCGAUGGUAGCGAAGACAGAUUCCUAUUUAACGCGAACAGUGGGGGCUGGGCGAACAAACUCGCUCAUACUGUACUUAAUAUCAACAAGAGGAUCCAUGGAGCUAGCGACGUCCAGCUAACUCUAAUCGCAGCCCUAGCCGAAGUGAACUACAAAACCCUCCGCAAAAUGUUCCUCGAUCCCAACGUAAAGUUCCACCCAGACGCUCUCCUCCGCCGCUGCGAGCGAUUUGCCGACGAGAAGAAACCGCACGCCUUACAUACUAUAGCCGAAUGUGCGAAGGAUACAAGGAGAAUCGACUUGGAUGAAGUUUAUGAGCUGAUUUUGAGCGUUCAUCAACGUCAAGACGACUGGCGUUCAGCGCUAGCCCUAUGGGAGAAAAUGCAAGAAUCCGACGUGAGACCAUCACAGAAGUUUAUUAGAAGUCUCUAUGCUCUACUCAAAGCUAACAAAGUCAAUGUACCGGAUCAAUUAUCAAUGUUACUUGAUAGACAAGAAGCUAGUCAGUAGAAUUUGAGUUUAACUUCGCCGCCAUUGACAUGAUUCACAGAAUUAUAGUACACAGAAGGAUCACUCCUUUUAUGUUCACAAAAUGCCGUCUUAUUCUUAGCCACAUUAACAAAGGUCGCAGGCAGCCGACAUUGAGUUGUAUUACGCCGCGAAGAUCGUCACCACUGAAUGGGCCGCGAGUACAGAUGUAAUGCGAAAAGAUUUGCCUUCAUAUUGUUACAGAAACGUACGAACGUGUCAUGCUAUUUCAGUCAGUCUCAGUACAAGAUGUACUUACGUUGACUGAACCAGCAUGACAAAUACGAUCGUUUCCGGGAAUCUACGAAGGAAACCCUUUUCGCACUUUCUACAUCUGUACGCGGCCGCUGGCAUGUACUUGGCGGUGAAAAGGUUAAUGACGAAAUUAAAGAGUAUGGAGUAUAUAAAAAACAUUGAUAAUACAUGUGCUUGCUAGUUUUUGAGUUUUACAAUUAUUAAGU
Leguminivora glycinivorella is the source of this 3716-nucleotide messenger RNA. Its product is annotated as leucine-rich PPR motif-containing protein, mitochondrial-like. The record is from RefSeq and is a predicted model, not a curated record. Gene Ontology annotation, molecular function: protein binding. Lineage: Eukaryota; Metazoa; Arthropoda; Insecta; Lepidoptera; Tortricidae.